AUGGACAACACAAGUUGUGAUCCACCGGAAAAUCAAAGAAUUCGAGUCAGCUUGCCUGAAAGCAUCCUUCGCUUCGAUGAAGAUCAUAUCCGAGCUCAUAUAACAGAGAAGACUCAGAACACCUACCAGCAAGAGCCAAAAGUUCAACAAGUGGAAGCGGUGAGCUCUUUGGUUAAAGGCCAAAACACGUUUGUGCUGGCUGGUACAGGAUUCGGAAAAAGUCGCAUUUCCGAAAUAUUCCUCCGAUUGUUUGACAAGAAAGAAAAGGCUACUGUCCUUGUUCUGAAUCCCUUGGAUGCGCUUGGGGACAAUCAGGUGUGCAUUGUUCAUCAAUUCGAAUUAGAGAUCGUCAACUCUGUUUUUGCAAUCAAUCUAACAAAGAUGGAGUUCAAUCGAAAAACAGCUCUUCAAAUCAGAUCAGGAGCCUUCGACUUCGUUUACUUAAGUCCCGAAGUGUUCCUCAAUAACGGUCUCUUCAAAGAAGUGUACUACGACGAGGAAUUUCAAGACCGGUUGGCUUUGAUUGUGAUUGACGAGGCACAAAUGGUAUACUCGUGGGGCCUUGUUGAAAGUGGAAAAGCAAAGAGAUCGUCCGCUCACAAACGAACAGAAGAUCGUUCUAUCUUCCGGCCGUCUUAUGGCGACAUGGGUGGCCAGUUGAGUGCCACAGAGGGAGUGCCUAUCUUACUAUUAUCGGCUACUUGUAGACCUGUCGCCGUCGAAGGAAUCUUGAAGUGCCUGAAGAUCACAGAGGACAACAUCACCUUUGUCCGAGGAGAACUAACCAGGCCUGAAAUCCGAAUCCUACGCGUUGUCAUGACCAGCUCGGGACUUGCUGCCAAUAAUCGAGAAGCCAGAGACUUCUGA
This is a messenger RNA of Puccinia graminis f. sp. tritici CRL 75-36-700-3, 867 nucleotides long. RefSeq lists its product as uncharacterized. NCBI's taxonomy places the organism in Eukaryota, Fungi, Basidiomycota, Pucciniomycetes, Pucciniales, Pucciniaceae. Gene Ontology annotation, cellular component: nucleus; chromosome. Bases 1 to 867 code for a protein of 288 amino acids. Gene Ontology annotation, molecular function: ATP binding; nucleic acid binding. The record is from RefSeq and is a predicted model, not a curated record. The transcript is spliced from 2 exons.